Mus musculus (house mouse) is the source of this 3343-nucleotide messenger RNA. It is a transcript of the gene Sys1, whose product is annotated as SYS1 Golgi-localized integral membrane protein homolog (S. cerevisiae). NCBI's taxonomy places the organism in Eukaryota, Metazoa, Chordata, Mammalia, Rodentia, Muridae. Gene Ontology annotation, cellular component: Golgi membrane; cytosol. The coding region runs from base 2125 to 2595 and encodes 156 amino acids. The transcript is spliced from 6 exons. The record is from RefSeq and is a predicted model, not a curated record.
AGUGGCUUCCCAGGGUGGAUCAGAAGGUGACCCCAGUACUAGUUGUCCUUAUAUGCUUGUAGUUAGGCCCCCAUAUGGGGAAUGAUGUAAGUGACCAAAUGACCAGACACUCAGAGGACAGUUUGUCCCAGCUGGUGGCUGUUUGCCACUUCUGCCUCUGACCCAAAGUUUGAAUUUCAUUCAUAAGUUUGUAACCACAGACUUGGCAGUGUGGGAAGAGCCCUUGGGGACCAGCUAUUCUAGUCCGACUCCCCCGUAUUACAAAUGGAAAAAAACCCUAAAGCUUAGUGACAACCAUGGACACAUCAAGGUCACAGAAAAUUUUUCGGUUGGAUUGGGGGAGUUAGUUUGGGGUCAAUUAGAGAGCAUCUUCUAGGGUUGCCAAAUAUGUAGCUCUGACUCACUCUUUUAAAGUUGUUGUUGUUGAGACAAGGUAUCUCUAUGUCUCCAAGCUUCCUGUAACUUCUGAUCCUGUCUUGGCCUCUAGACUCCAGAGUGUACGGAUCACAUGCAUGUAUCACUAUGCUCAGUUUGGGAUUAGCUUUAAAUGUAUAGAUUUUGGACUGAAGUGUAGCUCAAUAGCAUAGUGUUUGUAUAAAUGUAGGAGGCCCUGGGUUUGAUCUUUAGCACUGGGGACACACACACACACACACACACACACACACACACACACACACACCGCCAUAUGCUUGUAGAAGUUGGGCAGUUCACUUCUCUUAGUCUCUCACUGUGUGUGUCCCAGGAAGUGGACUCAGGUUUUUAGGCUUGGCAGCAAGUGCCUUGGCUUGCUGAGCUAGCCAUCUUUCAAUCCUGACACUAAUCUCUACACUCAGCUUUUGUAGAGAAUCCAAAUAUGCCCUGUUUCUUAAGGAGCUCAGAUGGGGCCCACCAGGGGACUUGCCCAAGGUCAAAUGACAAGUCAAUGACAUUUCCUGGACCCUUUGAUCAAAUGUCAAAAAUAAGCUAAGGAGGCUGUUGAAGAGAACUGUCAUGGGUCUCUUAGCCCCUAGUUUCCUUGCUGGAGUCAGGUUAGGACAUAGGUGGCCUUUCCUCAGACUCAACAAGGUAGGAACCCAAAAGCUGAACCCUCAAAGGGAAAAGGAAACAGCAGGGCAGGAAAGGAUGUACCCCACUACUGGGGCUUUCCCAGAGGCAGGCUCUGAGCUGCAGGAGUGACAUCAGACGGGAUCUGUUUACACAGUCGCAACGCUACCGGUUUCUCUGUCCUGUAACUUGCUCAGUACACCAGGUUGGCCACAAACUCAGAUAUCCUCCUGCCUCUGCCUCUCUGCCUCUCUGCCUCUCUGCCUCUCUGCCUCUCUCUGCCUCUCUGCCUCUCUGCCUCUCUGCCUCUCUGCCUCUCUGCCUCUCUGCCUCUCUGCCUCUCUGCCUCUCUGCCUCUCUGCCUCUCUGCCUCCCUGCCUCCCUGCCUCCCUGCCUCUGCCUCCCAAGUGCUAGGAUUAAAGGUAUACACCACCACCACUGCUUGGCCAGCCUCGGUUUCUUCACAUUCAGCUGUCUUGGGCUAUGAGAUUUCCAUCACUCAUGUGUGUCCCUGACAGUCUCACAGACACUGAGUUCUGCAAGUCUGUGAACUGGAGGAGUCUGAACACUUAUGCUGAACUGAACUGAGGUGCCUCAAAGAUGAUGGAGCAGAGGAGUGGCUCAGCAAUCCUCAGACUAGAGUCCAGGAAUGGACCUGCUGGAUUUUAAAAAUCUCCCUCUAGAGGGCGCGCAAGACCCACGGUUUUGUGCCUCAUUUCCGUUUGCCUUCAUCCUUCAUCUUACGCAUGUGCAGAGUUUAUUUCCGGGCUGCUCGCAAGGGCCCCUUUGGAUGGCGUGUAGGGUUCAUCCACUGCGUCUGCGCAAUGCCCCUCGGUUGCCGUCCCCGGAAGCUCUCCCUUCCCAGGAAGCCGUGGGCCGCAGCUAUUCGGCCUCUCUAGGCCGGCGGGUCCUCCGCUCCAUGGUCCUGUCUGUCAGCGCUGUGUCAGGAGGCCAGUGCCGAGGUCCGGUCGCGCUCCGACGCUUCGACCCUCGAGCCGGUCGCGGGUAUCCCGGCGGCCGCGGGACGAUGGCGUGGUGGCACUGACAGGCGCGGGCGGCUGCCGAGCCCCGCGGGCCGGCAUGGCGGGCCAGUUCCGCAGCUACGUGUGGGACCCGUUGCUAAUCCUGUCGCAGAUCGUACUCAUGCAGACCGUCUACUAUGGCUCUCUGGGCCUGUGGCUGGCGCUGGUGGACGCGCUGGUGCGCAGCAGCCCGUCCCUGGACCAGAUGUUCGACGCGGAGAUCCUGGGCUUCUCCACCCCUCCAGGCCGGCUCUCAAUGAUGUCCUUCGUCCUCAACGCCCUCACCUGUGCCCUGGGCUUGCUGUACUUCAUCCGGCGAGGGAAGCAGUGCCUGGAUUUCACUGUCACUGUGCAUUUCUUUCACCUCCUGGGCUGCUGGCUCUACAGCUCCCGUUUCCCCUCGGCGCUGACCUGGUGGCUGGUCCAGGCUGUGUGCAUUGCACUCAUGGCCGUCAUCGGGGAGUACCUGUGCAUGCGGACGGAGCUCAAGGAGAUCCCCCUCAGCUCAGCCCCUAAGUCCAAUGUCUAGAGUUGGGCCCUUUGGACACUCUGCUGGCACUUGGGCCCCAUCACCUUGGGCUGCUCAGACCUCCAGAUGGGGUCUGGCCCAAGUCUGAGCAGAACCCUGGAAAUGUGAAGUCUGUUGGUGGAGAGAUAAUGAGGUCCCAUCAUAAAGGCAGGUAGCAGCCAUGAUCACAGAUGUAAGAAUGGCCUCUGUCUGCCAAAGCCUUGAUAUCUGGAGGCCAGUAAGGGACCUCAUGGAGGGUAGUGGCAGAUUUGGAACCAUGUCACAUGAGCCAUCAUACUGUCACCAGCCUGUUAUUUUAAAAAGAAAAAAAAAAAAUCAAGGAUAUCUGAUUGGAAUAAACCACUCUUCUCGUUGUCUGUCUUAUGCCCAUGACAGCCAGUACCUUUGCUGUGUUGCCAAACCACAGGGAUUCUCUGUGGAGAAAUACCUGAUUUCUGGGUCCAUAGCCACAGAAAAAGAUGUAGGUACAGAGUGCUAGGCUGCUGACAGGACGUCGAGGGGAGGAGGCAUCAAGCACAAGAAAAAUGCAUGGCCGUGCCGUUAGACACACACACACACUUUUGUGUGUGUCCAGGACCCAUGACUGUCUCCCUCCAGUUCCCUGUAUGGACUCUGCCUUGCUGUUGUCACUCAGCACAGCCAGAGACAGGACCCAGAGAAAACCCCAGCAUCCCUCCCAGCCUUCCCUUCAUAAUAAAAGCCAUUGUCUGCUCUCUGGAAGUGAGCAGGCAGCCAGCUUCUACUGGAC